Molecule: messenger RNA, 1476 nt
Organism: Lactuca saligna
Lineage: Eukaryota; Viridiplantae; Streptophyta; Magnoliopsida; Asterales; Asteraceae
Source: the annotation of a GenBank genome assembly
CAAAAGUAUCGAAACAUAGAAGUAGAUAACUGAAAUACUCCCCUCUUCACCGGCUCCUCGUGCCGGCGCCGGAGAAAAACAAUGUUCUUGUUAAACCCCCAACUCCACCAGCAAACCACCAUCUCCCCUCUCCUUCCAACCACCUCUUCUACUUCCCUAUCUAAAUCCCACCACAAAACCCAACCAUUGUUCUUCCGUAAACCCACCUUAUCAUUCCUUCAAUUCUCCCUCCGCCACCAUCCCCAGCAACAAUCAUACACCAACGUCAAUAGAGACGACGAAGGAUACGAAGAAGAUGAAGAUGAACAAGUAAUCGGAGACUGCUUGGUUUUUGAAGAAGGCAUAUUCGAAGACCCUUUCAUUCAAAACGAAAUUCAGCUUGAAGCGCCCAAACCCUCCAAAAGGGUUACCAAAAUCGUGGUUCAACCAGAGGAUUUGGUUCCAGCGAACUGGAAAGACGUUCAGACGGAGAUUAAUAUCACGAAGAAAGAGAGGAGAAAGAUGGCUCAGGAAAUGGAAUUCGGGAGCAGAUUACAGAAGAGGAAAGACGGCUUAAAACCUAUACCGAUGGGGUAUGAGAGUAUGAAAGAGUACAAAGCUGCAAAACUAAGGGAAUUGAAGCCAGUUCUGUUGGAUAAUCCUCAAUUUUUGGUGGAAAAGAACGAAGGUGAUGACACCGAAGAUGAAAUUGACGAGGGUGAAGGUACCAGGGGCAUUAGAGUGACCCCUAGGAACCCUAAAAUGGCCGUAUAUGGCCGGAAUUUGGAGGAUAUUUCACGAUACUUGAACUCCGGCAUGUAUGAUCCUGAAGCUGCCAAAGAUCCAGAAGGUCCUCGUAAGUUGUUUUCAAAGGAGGAGAAAGUCCUUAUGAAUAGGCGGACUCCUGAUUUGUCAACUGCCACCUCUGAUAAAUGGCAACCUUUACACACUCUUGCUGCAUCAGGAGAAUUUUACCUUGUUGACACUUUAAUGAAAUACAACGUAGAUAUCAACGUCCCCAAUCAGGAGGGACUCACAGCACUUCACAAAGCAAUACUUGGAAAAAAGCAUGCCAUUUGUAAUUAUCUAUUGAGAAAUUCAGCUAACCCAUUUGUUCGUGACAAAGAUGGGGCUACCCUUAUGCAUUAUGCUGUACGCACUGCAUCGACUCAAAUGAUAAAAAUCCUUUUACUUUAUAAUGUGGAUAUAAACCUUCAAGACAACGAUGGGUGGGCCCCACUGCAUCUAGCUGUCCAAUCGCGUAGAACUGAUGUGGUGAGGCUUUUGUUGAUCAAGAAAGCUGAUAAGACCAUUAAAAACCAAGAAGGGUUGACCCCGGUGGAUCUUUGCCUUUAUAGUGGAAGAGACACACGAACAUAUGAGUUGAUCAGGCUACUAAAACUGCCACCCAAACCACGCAAAUAUGUUCAACUCAUGGAAUAGCAAUCUACUUCCAUCAUGCUUUCUUUGGCUAUCAUCAUCAUCAUCAUCAUCAUC